This is a messenger RNA of Lactuca virosa, 927 nucleotides long. The record is from the annotation of a GenBank genome assembly. Lineage: Eukaryota; Viridiplantae; Streptophyta; Magnoliopsida; Asterales; Asteraceae.
AUGUUUGCUCGAAUGUUUGGCAAACCUAAGCAAGAAGCUAACGCCGUAACGACGUUAGACAAACUAAAUGAGACACUUGAAAUGCUAGAGAAGAAAGAAAAAGUGCUUCUGAAGAAAGCUGGUGCUGAGGUUGAAAAGGCAAAGGAGUUCACUAGAGCCAAAAACAAAAGGGCUGCAAUACAGUGUCUGAAGCGAAAAAGACUUUAUGAACAACAAAUUGAACAGCUUGGCAAUUUCCAAUUGCGUAUUCAUGAUCAGAUGAUAAUGCUUGAAGGUGCAAAAGCUACAACAGAGACAGUGGAUGCCUUGAGAACUGGAGCUCAAGCAAUGAAGGCAAUGCAAAAGGCUGUGAAUAUUGAUGACGUGGACAAGACAAUGGAUGAGAUAAAUGAGCAAACAGAGAACAUGAAACAAAUUCAGGAAGCAUUGUCAACACCUAUUGGUGCAGCAGCUGAUUUUGAUGAGGAUGAGUUGGAGGCUGAACUUGAAGAAUUAGAAGGAGCUGAGCUGGAAGAACAGCUGCUACAGCCUGCCACCACCGCACCUGCAGCUCCACUCCAUGUACCUGCAGGCAGACAAUCAACACGUCCACCUCCCCGCCACAACACCGCUGAGGAAGAUGAACUUGCUGCAUUGCAGGCUGAAAUGGCACUUUAAAGUUUCAACUCUCGGUUGGAAGAAAUUGUAAAGAUUUGGAUGUUUGAAAAAUGUUGGUUAUGAAUUAUGAUCUGUUAAAUCUAUUCACAUGGACACAUACUGUUUAUUUGAUAACAUGAUGACUUUUAAUCUUCUUAGGAACGAAAAAAAGGAUUGUCGUUCCAUUUUUAUCCUAGUGUUCAUGUGUUGAUGUGUUAUUUGAGAAUUUUUUUCUUAGUGAAUUCUAUAUCAUUGUUAAUGGUGAUGUGUUGCAUUGUUUUAUGGCUAGCA